Molecule: messenger RNA, 2210 nt
Organism: Macrobrachium nipponense
Lineage: Eukaryota; Metazoa; Arthropoda; Malacostraca; Decapoda; Palaemonidae
Product: neuronal acetylcholine receptor subunit alpha-4-like
Exons: 10
Coding region: 261-1514 (417 amino acids)
Biological process (GO): chemical synaptic transmission; nervous system process; signal transduction
Cellular component (GO): neuron projection; synapse; plasma membrane
Molecular function (GO): transmembrane signaling receptor activity; excitatory extracellular ligand-gated monoatomic ion channel activity; transmitter-gated monoatomic ion channel activity involved in regulation of postsynaptic membrane potential
Source: RefSeq, a predicted model, not a curated record
AAAUCCGACCAACCUCAAUAGACAGAGGAGGGCCAGUUUAUGCCCCUCCCUUAAAAAAAAGCUGGGUUGGUGCACAGAGUAACACAACUUGGACUCUUCAGUGCUAGUCGGGCGCUUUCGACAUCCACACGCUCUAUUCUUCUCUCAAAGAAGAUUCAUUACUCCUGGGGGAAUUACUGCAGCUUCAGGAAGUCGAAGCUUCUCCAAUUCUCCAAUAGCCUUCGACAGCGCUGCCCUAGGGAGAAGGGGAGGCUGCAAAAAUGAGGAAGCUAAUUUCCUUCCUUUCAUGUCUGAUGCUUCUGGUGACUUUGGUCAGAAGCGACGACAAACAUGCUCGAGAGGAAGAGGCGCUUCGGAGAAAGCUGAUGGAUGGCUACGACAAAUACGCUCUUCCAGAUGGCUUCACCAACAUCAGUUUUACCGGGCUGGACAUUCGAGCACUCACGCUGGACGAAUCGAAUCACAUGAUGGACAUGGAAGUCUGGUUUAAAUACACCUGGGAGGACCCACGACUGGUGUGGAAACCAGAAGAGCACCUGAACAUCUCAUACUUGAGUAUUGGUCCAGAUACAGUCUGGAAGCCUGAUCUCAGUAUCUACAAUGCGCACGGAGCGAAGGACCUUGCCAAGCAUUCCAAAGUGUUACUUCUUGCAUUCCCAAAUGGGAAACUCUUACAUGUCCCAUGGUAUAACAUCCGUUUCACGUGCGUCAUGGACUUGACUUACUGGCCUCAAGAUGUCCACAACUGCACUCUUGUAAUUGGUUCGUGGGUGCACAACGGAUUCAUUAUGGACCUGGUCCUGGACAACUACAAAGUUGCUGUUCCCGGAACCAAUGAAGAUACCGACUUCGUAAACGCCACCUACAGCGAGUUCACAAUAAUCGACUGGAGUGUUGAGAAGUUGCUCAAGUACUACGAAUGCUGCGUGGAACCUUACCCUUCCAUCUGUACCUCUUUUAUCAUCAAAAGGAAUGCACCGGCUUAUACCUGGACUGUCAAACUUCCUGUCGUUUGCAUGUGUCUCCUGACGCUGGUGCUGUUCAUGCUACACCCGACAUCCGGAGAGAAAGUGACCUUCGGCGGGAUCUGCCUUGUCCUGAAUUUCCUCCUCUUGUAUUACGUCACGAAUAAGAUCGGCAGCUUCGCCAUCAACACUCCCCUCAUUGUUCAACUGCUCGGCGUUCAGCUAGUACUCGUGAUGGCGUGUCUGUUUUUGUCUGCAUUUGUGGUGAGAAUGGCUAAGGGUCCUCAUGUCUACGGGUUACCAGGGAUCUUCAGGAAGGGUGUCGCUAGCCUUGCCCGCGCCCUCUUCCUUGGGAACUUUGUUGAUCCUAAGCUGAGCAAAUCAGAGGACCUGGAAGGGGGAACUGGAAAAGUCUCCCCUCACACCAAGGUUGAAAACUCGAGUGUCUGCGAAUGGGUAAUGCUGUCAGCUGUUGUGGAUCGCCUCUCUCUCAUCUCUUAUCUGGCCAUUUGCAUCGUCGUCCUCGUUCGGUUCAAUAGCGUCCUCUAAGGAAGAAGUAAAGGAAAAAAAAGAGCCUGGAGCAAGAGAGAUGACCUGCCAUUUACAGCGGCAGCCUUCUCUGGCAGACGGACGCAGGAUAAUAUCUGGAUAAUAUCUCCCGCUCAGCGUACAAAGGAAACUAGAGUUCAUUGUUUAGCUUCUCCUGCUUUGCUGUUUCGAUUACCCGGAAUAAUAAUUCAUAAUAAAUCACGAUCUAAUGUCACGUCAAUAGCCAACGGCUGUCCUUUAUCAGGCGUCUGUUUAUCAUGAGACGACUGUUGACUGCAAUUUCUUGAUGCCGGCAGUUUUUCAAUUUUUUCGUUGCAGAAUCCAUGGGUUACUAUUAUUUCUUGCAAUAUUAAUGUUUUCCUGUUUAUAUCGCUGUUACUGGCAUCGAUAUCCAUAUCGUUGACUCAUCUUAUGCUAACGCUGAAAUUAUCGGACAUUGUUCAAAGUUGGAAGUGAUGCUUUUACACAAGGCAGAAGAUAAUCAAUAUCAAAUUACAAAAUACCAAUUGGUGUUAAUGUAUUUGCAACGCGCGCUCACCCGGGAUUCUGCUGUUUUAUGAGAGCUUAAUAGCUUUGCCGAAACUUCACAUUGUCCAUUACUGUUAUAAUGCGUCCAAAUAACAUUAAGCACGACCUACACCAUUGUAAUCUAGCAUGAUUUGGUUUUCAUGUGAUGGGAUAUAGAUGAAAAGAAAA